AUGUCGAAGAAGGACGUUGCUAAGAAAGCUGCAAAGGAAGCAGCGACGAAAGAUACUCGUGCAAAAGUCGAAAAGACGAAUUUGAUUGUUGUCGAAGAAGUUGGAAAGGCUGUGCCUGACGUGCAAGAAGUGCUGAUGAGAACAUUACUUCCUCCAGGUGAAUGCUGCUUUUGUCCCUCGAGUGGUGGUGUUCGGAUAUAUUCCACGAGCCCGUAUCGCGAUGACAUUCAUGCUGCGGAUGUUAUGCAGAUUGUGCAUUACUUUCUUAUGCAGCCAGAGCUUCCACAUCUCAACGCAUCGAAAAUCACGUUGCGCUAUAACGACCAUGCAGUGUUGGAAAACUACCAUGUCGCACAAUCCUUCUUGGUUAUGAAAAAUGCUGAUUUCAAUGUGUUGGGCCAACUUGCCUUGGAUGACUUCAAGCGUGACAUGAUCAUUCGAGCAACCGACAUGGCUAAACAGAAACUAGUACACUUUCUUCAAUUUAAUCGUGUCCGUAAGUUCGUCUACUGA
This is a messenger RNA of Peronospora belbahrii, 513 nucleotides long. The record is from the annotation of a GenBank genome assembly. Lineage: Eukaryota; Oomycota; Peronosporomycetes; Peronosporales; Peronosporaceae.